AUUUUUCCAAUAAAAUUUUGCUCGCAUUUCACUUUUCCGAAAAUGCUGUUUAGGAAAACCCUUACAUGUCACCAUAGUCGGACAAGAAGAUGUUUAGUGUUUGCUGUUUGGGGAGAAAUUAGUCCCGAAUAUGUUAUGAAACGCUAAAUAUGCGCUUAGAUAUCUUACUGUAAACCUUGUAAAAAAGAUUCUUUCUUAGUUUUAAAUUGUGACGGCUCUCCUAUCCCUACGCUUUUUAAUAUUCGAGAAAAAUGGAUGAGCAGAAGACCGGAGCAGUAAAUGGUGCCAAGGGCUCUGCUCGGCAAAAUGAUUCCGAAGCUAAGGUUAACAAAACGUUACUCCUCAGGCAGCAAAUUGAAGAGAACAGGAUGCGAAUGCAGCAAAGAGAAAAAGAGAUCUCCAACAGCAAGAAAAAUUUAGAACAACUCUUUACUCAGCUGGAUCGAUCCUGUUCUGGGGUGUCACUCAAUUUAUCAACAGAUGUUGAAGAUGUAAGGGAUAUGAAAAUUGCUUCAUUGGAGUCAUCACUGUCUGCUCUCAAAAGUGAAAAGAGAGAGUUGGACUUGCGCCUACUUAGUCUUGAAACCAUCCAAGAGGCAAAAGAAUGCCUUGAACUAGAAAUGAGUGAAUUAAGAGCAAGCCAUGAUCACCUUUCAGUGGAAAAUAACAUGUUGCAGGCUAGAGUGCAGAAUUUUCAUGCUUUAGAAGAUGAGAAUGAUGAGUUAAAACUUACUUUGGACCGUUUGGCAUAUGAAAAUUCCAGUUUAAAAGAAGAUCUGGAAGCUAGAGACGGAACCAUAAGUUCGUUUGAAGUCAAAUUUUCUAGACUUAAUCGUGAUUUAGAAGAAAUUUCUGCAAAGAAUGCUUCAAUGGUCCCUUCCACUUGCAUCGAUGAACUUCAACAGCAAAUGAACCAACUUGCAAAUGAAAGAGAUACUUUGAAGUCUGAUUGUGAAGCUCUCCAAGCGAAACUGAAUGUAGGAUUGGCAGCAACAGUAACAGAAACAGUAGCCUCUCCUGAAGUUAAAGUUUCCAGUUUGGGGGCUAAAAAGAAGUCAAAAGGAGGAAGACGCAAUAAAGGAGAUAAUCAACCUGCUGUUGAUGAAUCAAAGACUGAGGAUCCUGCUUUAGCUGCUCUAGAAUCGCAAAUCGCUCUGCUGACAGCGCAGCGAGAUACUUUAGAAGUGGAGAACGUCACAUUAAAAACUGGCAUCACCAAUUUGGAGAGCAAAUUGGCAGAAGCUGAUUCAGAAAGGCACACACUUCAACAACGUGUCGAACUUCUCAUGGCAGAAUUGAGUGCCGAUGCCAAUGUUUACAACAACAAUGACUUUGCUAACUUGCAAAUGCUUCUGCAAGAAAGGGAGGCGGAAUACGCUACCCUAUCUGCAGAAAUGGGAUCUCUUCAAGCAGAAAAGGAAGAAAUGACCCAACAGCUUGCAAAGGCUGACGGGGAAUUAUUUCAACUACGAACGAAAUGCCGAGACGUCGAGUAUAAUCUCAACACCAAGGAGGAAGCCAUUCGUGAGUUGCAGCUUCGUCUAACGUCACAGCCAACUGAAACUCCAGCUGUACAGGAAGCUGAUGUUCCGGCACCUGUAAAAGUAUCCUCGCUCGGAGCAGCUAAAAAGUCGCGAUCGAAGGGAGGUAAAGGUGGACGUGCGGCGAAUGAAUCCAAGACUUCAGUGGUGGAUGAAACGCCUAGCGCUGCCAUUUCAGAGUCCCAAAUCGCUGCUUUGAAUACCAAAAUCACAUCCCUGGAAAACGAAAUUGCUUCGCUCAACCAACAGACGGCUCGGCUUGCAGUUCUGGAAGGUCAGAUAGCCACACUUGAAGAACAACUUGGUGUUAGCGAACAAGAGAAGCGAACUUUGCAAAAGAGGGUCGAUCUCUUGCUGUCAGAACUUGACACUACCGAAAAUAACGGUGAAGUGGAAAAUUUGCAAGGAGUUUUACAAUUGAAAGAAGAAGAGUGCGCCCAACUCACGGCUAAAGUUGCAGACAUUCAGGCGGAAAAGAACGAAAUCUGUCAGCGGUUAGAUGAGGCCGGUAGUGAACUUUUUAAAUUGCGAGCUCAGCAACGGGAUACCGAAUACAUGCUGGGUAGCAAGGACGAAAGUAUCAUUGAACUUAACCAUCAACUUGAAACGAGUCGUGGAGAAGUGUAUCAACUCAAGGAGCUGAUGACAGAAUUAGAACGGAAACUCAUUGAAAAUGAAUCGUCCAAGGAGGACGAAGAAAAAUCAAUAUCCGGUACCAUCGUACAUCUCCAAGAAGCCUUGCGACAAGCCCGGCAAGAGCUGUCCAAUCUUGAGACGGAAUUAACGAGUAGUUCCGAAACUGUUCAGAGAUUGGAAAAGUCUUGCUCUUCAUUGACCAAGGACACGACAGAGAAAACUGCCGAGAUCCAGCGCCUCAAAGAAGACCUGCAGGAUGCUGAAGUUGUGUUAGCCGAGAAAGAUGCCAAGCUCAAAACCGUCCAGGAUGAAUUAAAUCGCAUGAAGAUUUCUGCGGAUGAAAACAGUUCUAUAGCCGAGCUGGAAACGGAAUUAAGCGACUCGCUAGUAGAACGUGAGCUCAUACGCAACGACCUGGAGACGCGCUGCUCUCAGUUGAACGAGUGUAAACUAUUUAGUGUUAAACUCGAGUCUGAGCUUGAAGAGGCUCGUGGGAGAGAGGCAGAAUUGAUCGGUUUGAAUGAGACCGCCAACGCUCAGAAAAUAGCAGCCGAAGAAAAGCUCGCCCAGUUGAGUGAAAAAUACAAGAAAUUGGCCGCCAACUACAAGCAAAAGCUACAAGUCAUCCAGCAGCUGGAAGCUAAACUGGAGAAGUUGAAGAAAGCCACCGAGAGUGAAGGUGGUGAACCUCAAUUGCUUCAAAUGCGCCUCGUUGAAAACGAGAGUGAAAUCGUCUCGCUGCGAGAACAACUGAGCAAAUUGAAAGACACUGCCGAUCAGUUGGUGCAAGCUCGACAGACACUCACCCAAACAGAGGAAGAACUCAAAACUGCCAAAGGAGAAGCCCUACAAGUAGGAGAAGAGAAAAAUAAGCUUCUUGAUCAGCUGAAUGAAUACCAGGACAUGGCCAAUCAGUUGGAACAAGCUCGAUUGUCCCUUAGCCAAAUUGAAACGCAUUUACAUUCCGUCCAAGCGGAUGCUAAUCAAUUGGCCGAAGAAAAUAGGAAUUUACAAGUACAAAUCGUUUCCGGUAGCGAGCAACUUCAGUGCAGCACUUUGGAAGCUCAACGAGUGAUGGAGGAAUACCAAACAUUGUUGAAACAAAUGAACGAGUUGAGAGUUACCGCUGGCCAAUCAAACCAAUAUCAAGAAGCUUUACAACGUGCUGAAAAUGAGCUGCAAACUAUUCGUCUACAUCUACAACAAGCUGUGGAAGAGAACAGUAAUCUCGCUGAUCAACUAGCGGAAGUAGCGGAUGUCAGGAAUCAUCUGGACCAGUUGAAACACACUCUCAGUCAGACUGAAAAUGAAUUGACCACCUGCCAAACUCAGUUGCAAUGCGCUCGAGAAGAGUCCCAACAAAUGAUGGACGAAAGCCGAAAAAUGAUGGAACAACUGGAUCGUUCAUCUGACAGGAUUUAUCAACUGGAGCAAUCAAACAACGAGUCUGAGUUCAAAGCACGUGAAAAUGAGGGUAGGCUCCAGAAUUUGAUGGAGGAACAUUCCAGUGUUGUCGAUCGGCUGCAACACGAAUUGAGCGCUGCUAGAGAUCAGCUGCAAUCAAUUUCGGCCAAUUUGGAAGGUCAAGGAUCCAUUCAAAGUAGCCUUGAAGAUCGGGUUCAAGUAGCCGAAAGUGAAUCGUCGAAUUUGCGGUCGCAACUCAGUGAAAUUUCCAAUGUCAGGGAUACUUUACUCGGGGAAGCGGAAGGAUUACACCGCCGCAUUGCAGAGCUCCAGGGAGAAGUGAAUGCAGCUGUCGAAUCCUCUACCACCUUGCAUAAUCAGCUGGCGGAUCUCUGGGAAGAGAAGCAAAAUGCUGUGAAUCACAACGCUCACUUGCAAGAAGAAUUGAAUCGAUUCAAAUGUCAACAGGAAGAACAGUCAAGUACACAGUCCGUCGUUUUGGAAAGAGAAAUUCAGGAGUUGCGCGACCAAUUAGCUGCUGCCCAGUGGGACCUCGACACAAAGAACAACGAGCUGUCAUCCGCACAGCAACUUCGAGAUCAACUUUCGGCGGUUCAAUGGGAACUUGACGUCAAAGUCGGUGAAAUAUCCAGCUUCCAGCAACAACGAGAGGCAGACACGGAGCGAAUCGCUCAAUUGGAAAAGCAGUGCUCCGAUACUAGUUCUUGGAUUGAAACUAAUUUGGAAGAUUCAUCAACUCUCAAGUCACGUAUCCAGGACUUGGAAAAUCAACUUGCUGAUUUGAAUAAUCAAUACGCAGGACUUUACUCUACUUACGGCUCGAAAUUGUACGAGUUUACGACCUUGGAAAACCAAGUUGCCGAUGCCAAUCUAAAGGUAACUGAAUUGUCCGAUGAGUUGGCUCGUCAACUGUCAACGAUCGAUGAAGUAAAUGCCAAGAACAGUACCUUAGAGCAAGAAGUCCAUUCAGCUGCUGCCCUUCGUGAGCAGCUGAUCGAUUUGGAGACAGCCAAUGCUGAACUUUUGGACAAAGUCUCUCAUUUCAAAUUCCUUUCUGGCGAAAUCGACAAUAUUCAAAGACAAAUGCAGGUUCUGACCGAAGAACGGGACGAACUGCUAAGAACUGUCGAUUCCAUGCGGAUGGCUAGUGAAGAGAAAGUACAACUAACAGAACUUGUUGCUGAUCUCCGUUGGCAACUUGAUGAAUCUGUCAGAGUAAAUAGUGAAGAAAAAGCGGAAUUGAUUCGUCAGAAGCAAACGGAUAUGGAUGAUCUUCAAAGACAAAUUGACGAAUUCCGUUCGGCCAUGGAAAGCGCUUCGGAAGAGCGGAGUCGUCUGAUUGAAGAGAUUCGAUCUAACGAAAGCGAAUCGAUGGAAUUGAGACAUCAAAUGGCCGGAUUACAAGACCAAAUCAAGGAACUCCAAAAAAGUACUUCGGAUGUUCAAGAGAUUGGCCUGUUGCGGAUGAAUUUAGCCGAUUUGUCAUCCGAACGUGACGACCUCAACUACCAGAUCGAAGAUAUCCAGGCUCAAUGUUCCGAUUUAGAGACUAAAGUCAGUGAAGCUGAAGAGGUUCGUUCUAUUCUAGAAACAACCGUUUCCUACCUGGAGUCGAAAGUUAGUGAACUCCAAGCGGAAAUUGCAGCUGCAGUUGCUGCAAAAGAAGAAGACCAAACUAAUACAGCUUCUCAGAUGGCUGCAUUGACUGAUGAACGGGACGCAGUGGCCGCUCGCCUGUCGACUAUCCAAUUGGAAAAUCAAGAGUUGAUGUCGCUUCGUUUGACGUUGGAUGAAGCCGAGCGGAUGUUGAAAGAGUCUGACUCUACUCUCAACGGAGCUCGCCAAGCUCACGCUGAUGCUGUAUCUCGUGCGGAAGAAGCGGAGCGACAGUUGACCGAUUCCCUGCGAUGUCUUUCUGAAGAACAGCAGAAACAUCGACUUGUCCUAGACGAACGGGAGGAACUGUCCGAUCAAUUGACCCAAGCCAAUCAAGUGCGUUCCGAGUUGCUUGAGCAAUUUGCUCAACUUCAAAACGAAUUGAGUCGAGUGGAGGCUGUUGCUGCUAUGUGUGGCCAAUAUCAGGCUGAAGCAGAAGAAUUUGCCAAACUCCGGAGUCAAAUCGACGAAUGGAAAAAUCAGGCGGGAGAGGUUUCACAAUUACGGCUUAAAUUAUUUGAAGCCAUUUCUGAAAAGGAUGAUUUGGAAUCGAGCGUUCAAGCUCUUGAAGAAGAACUGGCCAUAGUACAGAAUGAUCUUGCGGUUUUGCGGACGCAGUGCGAAGCCAAGAGUGAAUCUUCUUCUGAAUUGGCUACCGUACAAGAUGAACUAGCAAGUGUCCGAAAAGAACUGGAUGAAGCAAAUCGAUGGUCAUCUGACAAUUUGUUCGCCGCUCAAGAGCAGCUGGCUGCAAUGCAGAUCGAACUUGAAACUAGUCGUCAAUCUUCAGCUGAACUUUUCAACGUUCGGAAGGAAUUGGAGUCUAAUCUUGGCUUGGCGUCGACAGAGCUGGAAGUUCUUCGUGGCGAACUGGAAACUGGUCGAGUAUCUACGUUCGAGUUGAAUGCACGAUGUGCUGAUCUCGACAUGGAACGAAAUUUGUUGAUGGAAAAGUGCAUGGAAAUGAAGGAUACCCAACGUGUCAUCGAAUCCAAGUGCGCAGAGUUAGAGCAAUCAAAAGCGGACAUAAUCGCUGAAAACGAACGACUUCUAUCCGAACAUUCCAAAUUGGCGGGCAGUUCCAGUCAACUGUCUGAAUCCAACCUGACAGAGCUAGCCCAGCUGAGAGUAGCAAUAAUGGAUCUUACAUCCGAGAAGGAAGAUCUGGACGAGAAACUGGCCGAAGCGGAAGAGAAAUUGAUUGAGCUCACGUCCCUGCGGAUCACCAAUUCCGAGUUGAGCAUGGAACUCGAAGAGGCUCAAGCCCGGAUUCAAGUCAUUGAAGAAGAACGAGAGGCUGAGCUGACUGAGAUGAAGAGGCAGUUAUCUGAAACUGUCAUCAAAUUGAGCCAACAGGAGGAGCGAAUUGAUCGAGUUUCCGUCGAACGGGAUCAGUUGCAACAAACUGUCAGCCGAUUGGGAGAAUCUUCAAUGAGGGUCGAAAAAGCAGAGAUGGAAACGCAGGAGAAGACUGAAGGUGGCAGUGAUGACAACUUGCGGAAACAAAUUGCGGGACUCGAAAGUGAACUGCACGAAGCGAAAAUCAAGGCAGCCAAAUCUCUCCGUCAAGUCAAACUUCUUCGGGCUGAAUUGACUAAAGAGAAAGAAGCGGCUGCUUCUGCCAAACAAAGCGGUGGAGAUGAUUAUUUCAACUUUGCCGUCGAAGAGGAACUUAGAAAACAGUUGAAUGAAGCUGAGAAAGCAACAGCUGAGAAGGUGAAGGAGAUUGAACGACUUUUGUUGAGGAUCGAUACCCUUGAAGGAGCCAACGAACGGUUCAUGCAAGCCAAGGAGCGUCAAGACAAUGAAAUGGCAAUGGUUCAACAGCGCAAUCGCGAACUUUUAGCCCAGAUGGCAUCGAUGGAGUGGGAUAACUCCGAGUCAUCCGGCAAAGAACGUGCUAUUGAGGCCGAUACUGCAAUCAAUGCGACAGUCGAAACGAAUUCAGAGCAAAUCGCCGCAUUGGAAUCGACCAUCAGUCAACUGACGGACGACAAUGAGAACUAUCAAGAUUUGCUGGAUGAGCUUAAAGCCGAAAGGCAAGCUGCUGAAGCAGGAUUGAAGGAAAGGAUCUCCUCGCUGGAAGCCGAUAUUAACGAAAAGUCGAGACUUUUGGAUGAAAUCAGUCAGCAAAUAGAGAACAAGGAUCGACUCUUGUCGGAUGCCUACGAAAGUGUCAAUCAGUUACGCAAACAAGUGAUGCAACUAUCGGAAGUAGGUGGGGAAGGAUCGGUAGAAUCCUCCGGAAUGCUGGAAGAACUCAGACGUGAGAACGAGAAUCUCGUCGACAUGAUUCGUCAGCUGUCGACAACUGGAACGCUAGACGCUGCUACUGUCCAGCGUCUCAAAGACGAAAUGGAUCAAGUGGCCGUGGACGAUGCCGAUCGCUUCCAGCAAUCCAGCGAUACCAGCGAUAGCGCCAUUGACUGGCACAGGGGAUUCAACGAACUGCAAAUCGAAGUAGAGUAUCUACGCUCCCAGAACGUGUCUCUAUUGAAUCGAUUGCAAGAGGCCGGACUUGUGUGGGAUGAAGGUGCGGAUUUCGUAAGCGAAGACAAUGACCGUAUUGAAUUGUUGCGUUUACAACUGGACAACGCCAUCCGCAACGUUCACGAGCGUGACAUGCGCUGCCAGGAACUAACUUGGGAAAUAACCAAGUUACUGGAAGAGCGUGACACGCUACAGUUGCGACUAUCUAAUUCCUUGCGGCAGAAUCACGAAAUGCAACAGGAAUUGAAAGACUUUUCAGCAACUGCUAGUGGGGCUAGCCCUAUCGGAGAUAUCACCGCCAAACUGCGAGAGUUAAAGCAACUCAACUACUCGUUAGACGUCCAGUUGCGUCGUGAACAGGAAGAACGCCAGACUAUUGAACGUCAGUUGAUGGCGUUGUAUGGCACACGAGGUGGAAGUACUAGCCCUAUUUACGCUAAUGGUGCUCGAAGGUCAACAGGUCGUCAGUCAACUCAGAACGACGGAGAAGAAACCGAAUUCGACCUAAACAAUUCCCAUGAAGUCUCCGGCACUGGUCAGGUGUUAUCAGAAUGGCUUAAGGGCAAAGAGUCGACUGAUGUCCAGCAUGUUUGAUGUAUCCUGCUCGUCUGAAUUAUUGACAAGAAUGACAAAUCGACCAUCACCGUUAAGUAACUGAUGUAUGUCGGAGGCUUUGAAUAAUUGUACACUGCAUAGAUUUAAUUAUUUUGUGGUCGGGGUUGCUAUUAAAAAAGAUGCCUUAUUAUAUGAAUGGGACAAGGGUUGUGUGUUUUAUGAUUUCAAUAGUGAAUAAUGUCAUAUUUUUUUUCCUUUCUUAUUCGUCCUCCACCGCUGCACGGCCUAAUAAAACGAACGAAAUAUACAAGAAAUGAUUGCGGCCAAAA
This is a messenger RNA of Daphnia pulicaria, 8632 nucleotides long. RefSeq names its product COP1-interactive protein 1-like. The record is from RefSeq and is a predicted model, not a curated record. The coding region runs from base 252 to 8342 and encodes 2696 amino acids. Lineage: Eukaryota; Metazoa; Arthropoda; Branchiopoda; Diplostraca; Daphniidae. The transcript is spliced from 14 exons.